AAUCUAUGAGGCGGAAGAAAAGAAAAAACGUUCCCAUGGAGGCCGGACUCCCAAGCCCGGAAAAAGUACCAGGAACGUUUUCAGUCGCUCAUCCAUCUAGCGAACCGGCCCCGAAGAGAAAAAGAGAGUAUCUUCGGAGUUUCAAGGAAAGGAAGAACAGGUAUACAGAAAAGACUGAGGAACCGUAUGUAGUUUUAAUCUCCCAACUUACAAGCCCCUAUGUCUCAAAUACCCCAGAAAACAUGGUCAAUAGCAAACCGAAUGACAAAGAAAAUAACUUAAAGGAUUCCCGUCAUCAAAAAGGAAUCGGAGCGAUCCACCCCAUGAUCGUAGGCAAAAAGCUAAAAAACUGGAGUAAAUCCAUAAAAGAGAUAAAAAGAAAAGGCAGAAAUCUCGUCGAGAUUAAAUUACACUCCUACCAAGAAGCUAAUAAACUGAUUGACGCCCAAGAAUCGCUAUUACCCGAUUCCUGGAAAGCUUACAUACCCGAUAGUAAAAUCUCAAGGUUAGGAGUAGCUAGUGAUAUCGACCCUACACUAACAGAAACAGAAAUCUUAGAGGGCAUAGAAUGGCUCAGCCAACCUACACGAAUUCUAAAAAUAGAAAGAAUCAUGAAAGUCUCAAAAGAUAGUAACAAUAGAAUAAACUUGACUCCCACUAACUCAGUAAAAAUUAGUUUUGAGGGGAAUGCACUACCAGAAAAAAUAAUUAUCUACAAAACAAGAGUAACAAUAUCCCCUUUUGAGCAGCAAAUAAGAAGAUGCUCAAACUGUCAACGGUUUGGGCAUUUAUCAAAGCAAUGCCGAGGCUCUCAAAGGUGCACUUUUUGCGGUGGCAAUCACCAUCAAACGGAGUGCAAGAGCACAAAACCAAUCUGUGCCAACUGUGGCGAAUCCCACCCAGCUAACGAUACCAAAUGUAUAACUUACAUAAAAUUAAAAAUCACCAACAAACUUAAAGCGCUACUUAAUAUUGACAGAGAAGAAGCUCUAGAAAUUAUUAAGAAAAACCGCCUAGAUAACUUAUACCGCUUGGAAUCGUGGCUCCAAAAAAGAACAGAAAGUCAGUCCCUUUUGACGAGAAACGAAUGGUUCAUAACACCUCGAAUCACGAAAGAAUUUGCAAGCAAAUCCCUUCUUUGGAAGAAGGGGAAAGAAGCACUGAGUACAAAAAGAAAACUAAAUUUCAUCAAAACAAUUCGUACAUAACACGAAGGGAAAUUCCAAAGAAAAACAAUCACUCAAUCAAACACAAUUCCUAUCAGGACUCUUCUAACAAUAGCAUUGGCAAUUUUUCAGGCGAAGAGAAAGAGGAAACCCUCGACCGCUCGACAAACGAAAAACAAAAAAAGGUCACCGUCCCAGAAAAGCGAGCUCCUGAAGAAUUCUCACCAUGGGAUGUCCUGCCAACUCAUCAACCCGAUGAAACCUUCAAUGUGGCUAACCCAUCUUGUACGUCUAGCCCCAAUGCCUCCCAAAGCAAAAUUACUAACAAUAAAAAACAAUCCAAUUCUAAAGCUCAUACAUCUUCAGAACAAAGUAAUAAUACCACAAAGAUAUCUCAAAAAGCAUUCAAUUGAUUUACAGACUUUGUGUGAAUACCUCUGGCCAAAAUAUUCUAAACCAGACCCGCUAAAAUGUAUUUUAUUUUAAAAAGUAAAUAAUUGUUCCCACAAAAUGGCUCAAAAAAACAUAACAAUUGCCCAAUGG
This is a messenger RNA of Venturia canescens, 1709 nucleotides long. RefSeq lists its product as uncharacterized. The transcript has a single exon. Bases 6 to 1208 code for a protein of 400 amino acids. Lineage: Eukaryota; Metazoa; Arthropoda; Insecta; Hymenoptera; Ichneumonidae. The record is from RefSeq and is a predicted model, not a curated record. Gene Ontology annotation, molecular function: zinc ion binding; nucleic acid binding.